AUGUUCUGUGCAUCCUCUCUACUAUACAACCAAGUAUACAGAAAUAGAAGAAAGGAAACCUCUCUACUAUACAACCAAUAUACAGAAAUAGAAGAAAGGAAACCUCUCUACUAUACAACCAAGUAUACAGAAAUAGAAGAAAGGAAACCUCUCUACUAUACAACCAAGUAUACAGAAAUAGAAGAAAGGAAACCUCUCUACUAUACAACCAAGUAUACAGAAAUAGAAGAAAGGAAACCUCUCUACUAUACAACCAAGUAUACAGAAAUAGAAGAAAGGAAACCUCUCUACUAUGCAACCAAGUAUACAGAAAUAGAAGAAAGGAAACCUCUCUACUAUACAACCAAGUAUACAGAAAUAGAAGAAAGGAAACCUCUCUACUAUACAACCAAGUAUACAGAAAUAGAAGAAAGGAAACCUCUCUACUAUACAACCAAGUAUACAGAAAUAGAAGAAAGGAAACCUCUCUACUAUACAACCAAGUAUACAGAAAUAGAAGAAAGGAAACCUCUCUACUAUACAACCAAGUAUACAGAAAUAGAAGAAAGGAAACCUCUCUACUAUACAACCAAGUAUACAGAAAUAGAAGAAAGGAAACCUCUCUACUAUACAACCAAGUAUACAGAAAUAGAAGAAAGGAAACCUCUCUACUAUACAACCAAGUAUACAGAAAUAGAAGAAAGGAAACCUCUCUACUAUACAACCAAGUAUACAGAAAUAGAAGAAAGGAAACCUCUCUACUAUACAACCAAGUAUACAGAAAUAGAAGAAAGGAAACCUCUCUACUAUACAACCAAUAUACAGAAAUAG
Hyla sarda is the source of this 810-nucleotide messenger RNA. RefSeq lists its product as uncharacterized. Bases 1 to 810 code for a protein of 269 amino acids. The record is from RefSeq and is a predicted model, not a curated record. The transcript has a single exon. Lineage: Eukaryota; Metazoa; Chordata; Amphibia; Anura; Hylidae.